AUAUGAAAUUUUUAUAUAAAAAUGUAUAUCAUCCUAUCUGCAUUAAAGUUUUGCAGAAUUACCUGCAAAUGAAAAAGAACAAUGUUAAUGAGAAAAGAUGAGAGAACCACAUUGUUCUUUAUACACAAAGCUGUAGUGUGUCUUGGUGUGACAGUAAAACUGUAUUUUUCUAUAUCCUUCUCUUAAGUGAAUCCCAGAGUCAGACUCAUGAGGAAGACACUCACCUACUCUCAAGGGCUUCAGAUCAGCUGUCUGGCCACUGGUUUUUACCCCCGUCACAUUAACCUGACCCUGUUCAGAGAUGGUCAGCCUGUGGAUGAUGAUCAUAUCACAGGAGGAGAGAUUCUGCCCAACGGAGACGGAACGUACCAGAUGAGGAAGAGUUUGGUGAUCAGUGAAGAAGAGUUACGCCAGGAACAUAAAUACAACUGCACAAUGAAGCACCUCAGUCUGGACAACAAACUGGACUUUACAUUUGUUUCAGAUGUGGCUGAAUAUGAGCCAGGAUCAUCUACGGCACAGUCUGUAGUUUUCAGUGUGCUGGUGUUCAUGUGUUUGGCUGUUCUCAUCAUCCUGCUCUCAUCAUAUGGAAGAAGAUACAAACUGCUGGACGAGGAUCUGAGACAUCACAGACCUAAUGAAAAGUGA
This is a messenger RNA of Carassius auratus (goldfish), 648 nucleotides long. RefSeq names its product hereditary hemochromatosis protein homolog. Gene Ontology annotation, cellular component: external side of plasma membrane. The transcript has 4 exons. The record is from RefSeq and is a predicted model, not a curated record. Gene Ontology annotation, biological process: immune response. NCBI's taxonomy places the organism in Eukaryota, Metazoa, Chordata, Actinopteri, Cypriniformes, Cyprinidae. The coding region runs from base 208 to 648 and encodes 146 amino acids.